This is a messenger RNA of Lates calcarifer (barramundi perch), 1055 nucleotides long. It is a transcript of the gene bida, whose product is annotated as BH3 interacting domain death agonist. The record is from RefSeq and is a predicted model, not a curated record. Gene Ontology annotation, biological process: positive regulation of intrinsic apoptotic signaling pathway; apoptotic mitochondrial changes; positive regulation of extrinsic apoptotic signaling pathway. Gene Ontology annotation, cellular component: cytosol; mitochondrion; cytoplasm. Lineage: Eukaryota; Metazoa; Chordata; Actinopteri; Centropomidae. Bases 183 to 776 code for a protein of 197 amino acids. The transcript has 4 exons.
CACACACACUCCAACUUCCAGACGUAGGAGGCACUGGUUGAAGAGUUGGCGUUGUUUUUCUCAGCUGCUUCUCAGCGCAGCGGUUGUUGAUCUAUGGCUCAUCACUAAUCAAGUUCAGUUAUUUGUCUGACGAGAGGAGGUACUUACCCGGCAUAAAAAUCGAAUGCCGAGAGUGUUAAACGAUGGGCGACUACUGUAAUGUGACCGGUGGGCAAAACGCCGCCUUGGUCAUUUUGGCCUUCCUCCAAGCGGAUAAUAGGAACUCGGAGUACAGCAAGGAGCUUCUCUCUCUGGGUCAGGAACUAAGUCUCACCCGGGACAUCAACUGCAAUGGCCCCAGAAUAGACUGUCUGGACGAUGGAGACCUUGAGACUGACGGCCACUUGCCCAGCAACAUCUCAGUCUCUCUGAAUGAUAUUCAGCCGUUAGUGGCACUGCAGCGGCCUCGGAACCUUGAAGAUGCAGCAGCCUUUCAUGUUGCGGAAGAGCUCAGAGAGAUUGCAGCUCAGCUCGAACGCAAUGUUGUGGCUCAGGCUACUAGGCACCUGACAAGGGGCAUAUCAGCCUCCCCCUCUGAUACCUGGAAGAGCCUCAUUACUUUGGAGGUGGAGAGGGUUAUGCGCCAGUGUGUGGGGCUGGAGCAUCUACCCCAGGAGCGAGUCUUUAUGGCCCUGACUCUCACCCUGGUGAAGGGCGUGUGUGAGCAAGCCCCACAUUUUCUGAGAAAGCUCUUCAACACCGCGCUGCAGUACAUCAACCCUGCAAGGGCCAGGUGACUUCUGAGCUGCAGACUGAGAGGAAAUAACAGAAAUUUGCGGUAGAGGACAGCUAAAUCUGAAACUGGCAUCUGCUGCUCAUGACCAGUCCAGUGUGAAAGGAAGGAGCCGAACUGACUGAACCGUUGUAAAAACACUUUCAGUGUGAGGGAAAGUGAUGAUGAAUUGUUUGUUUCUUUUGUUUUGAAAAUGGGAAACUGAAGGAUGAGUAUGAGACACUUGAAAUUUUUUUCUUUAUGUGCUCUGAAUCUUAAUACUACUGCUUACUUUCACUUCGAA